Corticium candelabrum is the source of this 2713-nucleotide messenger RNA. RefSeq names its product gamma-aminobutyric acid type B receptor subunit 1-like. Gene Ontology annotation, biological process: G protein-coupled receptor signaling pathway; gamma-aminobutyric acid signaling pathway. Bases 88 to 2586 code for a protein of 832 amino acids. The transcript has 16 exons. NCBI's taxonomy places the organism in Eukaryota, Metazoa, Porifera, Homoscleromorpha, Homosclerophorida, Plakinidae. Gene Ontology annotation, molecular function: G protein-coupled GABA receptor activity. The record is from RefSeq and is a predicted model, not a curated record. Gene Ontology annotation, cellular component: membrane; G protein-coupled receptor heterodimeric complex.
AGUUGCAUCGGUAUUGCGUUGCCAGUCUGCGAAAACGUUUCCGCCUGUAGCGACGGAGGCUGAAACAAAGAGCCGACAGCUCUCGUGAUGGACUUCCGACUAAGAUUCCUAGCAGUUGUUGUACUGUUUUCGUUUGGAGAUGGAAAGACGCCACUCUACAUUGGAGGAAUGUUGCCCAUCUCUCCCAAUCCAUUUGUGUUUUCUAUAUAUUCAGAACCCGCGGUGCGUUUGGCUAUCGAUCACAUCAACAAUAACACAGAGAUUCUUCCAGAUCAUCAUCUCGUGCUGAGACUCAAUGACUCGCAAUGUAAUGUCGGUUUGGCAUUGUAUCAAAUGAAUCGUCUAGUGACAGCAUCAAAAGAAAUCAAAAUUGCCUUGUUAGGGGAGGCCUGCUCUCCUGUCACUCAACCAUUAGCUGCCACAUCAUCUUAUUGGAAUAUUCCUCAGUUCAAUUUUUUGUCUGGUUCUGAGAAACUGGAGAAUAGGAUAACUUAUCCAAGAUAUUUUCACAACAAUCCUACUGCUAAUAGUCUCAAUCCAGCUAGGACUUAUCUGUUGAAGAGUCUCAAUUGGAAAAAGUCUAUUAUUAUAUUUGAAUCAGCUGAUCUCUUUACACUUAAUGCUAGGGAUUUAAGAGAGCAGGUAAUGAGAGCUGGUGGCUUAGAGAUGCCAAUUAUUCGAACACUGCCAGAUUCCAAUAAUUUUUCUGAGUUGGCAAAGUUUGUGAAGAGUACAAACGUUUAUGUGAUUUUUGGUUUGUUCUAUGAAGAAACAGCUCGUCAAGUCGUUUGCACGUUUUACCAGAACAGUGUUCAUGCUCCAACCUACGUGUGGAGUUUUGUCAGUUGGUAUCACUCUCCAUAUUGGUACAUGAAUAACAAUGAAGCUGUGAACUGCACAACUGAGGAAAUGAAGAAAGCAGUCAACGGUCACUUUACUUUUGGUGAUGUGCAGUUGAGACCCGAUACCAAUGUGACCACAAUGACAGGAAAGAAUGUCACUGAAGUUGCUUUGGAAUUUCAAAAGGUAGCAAACAUAACAGCUGAAACUCCAAUUUCAGAGACAUUUAGAAAAUACAGUGCUUUCGGCUACGAUGUGAUCCUUGCAAUAGCACGCAUGCUUGACAUGGCGGUUCAUAAAUUUACAGCAUCGGGAGAGAUAGAUAGAAUAAAUAACUUUACAUAUGAGGACAGCUAUGUGAUGGAAGUUUUUGAGAAGAUUUUAGAGAGCAGCAGCUUUCCAUUUGAAGGCCUUACGGGACGUGUGGUAUUAUAUAACUUGCUUACACCCAAUGAGAAGCGGAAGAUUGGCACAGUACAGAUUGAUUACAUUGAAACAAAUAAUGCAAAUGUGACAAAUGGUCACAGGACAACUAUUGUUGGUUUGUAUGAAAAUGGUCGGUAUGAGAUUGGUAAAGGACGCUUGACAAAUGGAGUCGGACUCAACAACAUUCCAUGGACAACUCUUGAUGGCAGCAUUCCAGUAGAUGCUCCUCAGACAAAGGUUAAAUUACGUGGAAAAGAGGCAUUCAUAGCCAUUGCAGUAAUUGAUAGCAUCUGUAUUAUUCUUGCACUAAUCUUACUAUUUUAUGUUGUUAGUCAUCGGAAACACAGUGUGAUGGUAAAAUCGUUUUCCUCUCUCAAUCAACUAAUUAUUGUUGGAGCCUUGUUUGUAUACACAAAUGUGAUCUUGUACGGUCUUGAUGGACAAUUUUUUGAGUUCAAGAGUUCAUCAGUAUCAACUUGCUUUGUACGAAAUUUGCUAUGGGCUGUCGGAUUUACUUUUUUAUUUGGAAGCAUACUAGUAAAGACAGUGACCAAACUGAUGAAACGAUCAGCUGCUGUAAACUUGUCUGUUGAUUCACUGUUGCUGAUUAUUGGAAGUUUGACAUUCGGAUUUCUUCUUCUAAUUGACUGCAUCUUGUUCUCACUCUGGUAUGGAUUUAAUCCAUGGAAGGAAGGAAAACAAAUACUUGAGAGUACUACUUUUCAAACGGAUGUUCGUGUGAAGUGCAUCAGUUCCAACCAGGAGCUUUGGACUUCUGGAUUGAUUGUUUUCAAAGUUAUUGUUAUGUUUAUAUGUGCUGUUGCUGUCAGCAUUCGUAUUAAGGCCAGAGGUUACAAAGAACAAGGGACAAGCGACUCACCACACAUUGAUAUACUUGCAGUGGGCAGUAGCUUUGGCUUAGCAAUGGCUGGUUUUGGCUUUACAUUUAUUGACAAUCCAGUUGAAGAGUUUUUGUUAGUGUCACUAACACUGAUAGGAUUAGUCACUCUGUUACUGACACUUUUGUUUCAUCGAAAGAUAUACUGGAUAUGGAAUGGUCGAGAGGAAGCCGCAGUGAGGCAGGAUGGAAACAAAGAUCCGAUGAUGAAAUUGGCAGAGGCUGAGUUAGGAGAUUUGAGACAAAGAAGUCGAGAUCUAAGGAUAAUUUUAGAGAGGAUUGUGUAUGAGAGUUCUGGAGUCAGUGAUAUGAUGAGGGAUGAAGUGACUAGAAUUUUGAGGAACGAUCGUCUUACAGACGCAGACGGCAGUGACAUUAGCACAGUUGUUGUUUGUAAUCCUUCUGCUGACAGUACCAUGUAGAUGUCAAUAGAUGUUUUUGUAGUUAACGUUAUAGUUUUCAAGGUGUUUAGGGCAGCUGUUAGAACUCUAGCUACCGUAUAUAUGUAUACUAGUAGUAGAUAAUGGCACACACGAAGAUUGAUUUUUA